This is a messenger RNA of Myiozetetes cayanensis, 2201 nucleotides long. Its product is annotated as cytosolic purine 5'-nucleotidase-like. Gene Ontology annotation, molecular function: 5'-nucleotidase activity. Bases 49 to 1635 code for a protein of 528 amino acids. NCBI's taxonomy places the organism in Eukaryota, Metazoa, Chordata, Aves, Passeriformes, Tyrannidae. The transcript is spliced from 18 exons. The record is from RefSeq and is a predicted model, not a curated record.
CCCCCUUAAAGCGGCGGCGGCCGCAGGCGGUGGCCGGAGGCGGUGGCGAUGGGCAGCGAGGGGGAGCGAGGCCCGGCGGCGGCCCCGAACCCGGGGCAGGGCGACCCGCGGGCGCUGCGGAGGGACUGCCAGCACCGGAUCUUCGUCAACCGGAGCCUGGCGCUGGAGAAGAUCAAGUGCUUUGGCUUUGACAUGGACUACACCUUGGCCAUGUACAAGUCCCCUGACUACGAGGAGCUGGCUUUUGCCCUAUUGCUGGAGCACCUUGUCGCCAUUGGGUACCCCCCCGAGAUCCUCGCCUACAAGUAUGACCCCACGUUCCCCACUCGGGGGCUGGUGUUCGAUGCCCUGUAUGGGAACCUGCUGAAGGUGGAUUCCCAUGGGAACCUGCUGGUCUGUGCUCAUGGCUUCCGCUUCCUCAAGGGAGCCGAAAUCCUCCACUAUUACCCCAACAAGUUCAUCCAGCGGGAUGACAUGAAGCGCUUCCAUAUUCUCAACACCCUCUUCAACCUCACGGAGGCCCAUCUCUAUGCCUGUCUUGUGGACUUCUUCACCAACUGCUCCAGAUAUGUAAACUGCGAUACCGGCUACAAACACGGGAACCUCUUCAUGUCCUUCCUCAGCAUGUUCCAGGAUGUGCGCGAGGCCAUGGACCACGUCCACCUCUCUGGCUGCCUGAAGGAGAAGACGCUGGAGAACCUGGAGAAAUAUGUGGUGAAGGACCCCCGUGUGCCACUACUGCUGAGCCGCAUGAAGGAGGUGGGGAAGGUCUUCCUGGCCACCAACAGUGACUAUACCUACACUGAUGCCAUCAUGUCCUACCUGUUUGACUUCAGUGAUGGGGACAAGGCUGACACCCCACAGCGCCCCUGGAGGUCCUAUUUUGACCUGAUUGUGGUGGACACCCGCAAGCCCCUCUUCUUCGCUGAGGGCACUGUCCUGCGCCAAGUUGACACGGACACAGGGAAGCUGCGCAUUGGGACGUACACCGGCCCCCUCCAGCACUGCGCCGUCUACUCUGGCGGCUCCUCAGAUGUGGUGUGUGACCUCCUGGGUGUGAAAGGCAAAGACAUCCUUUACAUGGGGGACCACAUCUUUGGGGACAUCCUCAAGUCCAAGAAGCGGCAGGGUUGGCGCACCUUCCUGGUGGUGCCUGAACUGGCCCGUGAGCUGCAGGUCUGGACGGAGAAGAGCGAGCUGUUUGAGGAGCUGCGGAGCCUCGAUCUCUUCCUGGCUGAGCUGUACCAGCACUUGGACAGUGGCAGCAGCGAGCGCCCAGACAUUAGCUCCAUCAAGCGUCGGAUCCAGAAAGUCACACAUGAGAUGGACAUGUGCUACGGGAAGAUGGGCAGCCUCUUCCGCUGCGGCUCACGCCAGACGCUCUUUGCCAACCAGUUGAUGCGUUAUGCAGACCUCUAUGCCGCCUCCUUCAUCAACUUCCUCUACUACCCCUUCAGCUACCUCUUCCGGGCACCCCCUGUCCUGAUGGCACAUGAGUCAACGGUGGAGCACACUCGGCUGGACCCAGGGGAAGUUGGCACAGCCCUGCCCCCCUGGCUGGCCCGGCAUAGCCACCCUGGCCAGCAGGUUCCCCAGGACUCCAGCGGGGAGGAGGAGGAUGAUGGAGAAGCCUGAGCCCACCCCAGCACUGGUGCCUGCUGCCCUGGCAGGUGCCAGCCCCACAGGAGGGCAUUUGGUGGCCCUGGACCACUUGCACUGCCAGACUGAAGCCACCCAUGGUCAGCUGCUACUCUGGUGGCCAGAGGACGAUUGGUGGCCCUAACCCAUGGCCCCCAUCACACUUGUCCUUAGGCUGUGGGACCCUUCUCCCGACUACACCUGGAGCUAGGAGAGGGGGCCCCCCCCGGCCUGCUGGCUGUCCUGUGCCCCACUUUAACAUCCUUGCUGCCAACUCAAUGGCAGCCUGGGGCCACUCAAAGCCAGGGCAAGUGGGCAGUGUUGCUGCUCCAGUAUCGCUGAAGGCCCACUGCACCAGUCGGGGUCCCUGAGCUCCUGCCCCUCCAGCCUCUCCACUGUGGCCCUGGGUACAGUGGGGGGAGGCUCCGGAGGUGACAGCUGCUCCAUGGGAACCCCCUUCACCUGCUGUUCCCCUCUUCUGUUUGCUACCCUUUUCUAUUUAUAAAAGAUAUUCAAAACUCCUGGCACCACAGAGACAUAAAAUUGGCUGUUUUAAAGGAAAA